Mangifera indica (mango) is the source of this 1026-nucleotide messenger RNA. RefSeq names its product RING-H2 finger protein ATL78-like. Gene Ontology annotation, molecular function: transferase activity. The transcript has a single exon. Gene Ontology annotation, biological process: protein ubiquitination. Lineage: Eukaryota; Viridiplantae; Streptophyta; Magnoliopsida; Sapindales; Anacardiaceae. The record is from RefSeq and is a predicted model, not a curated record. Bases 183 to 863 code for a protein of 226 amino acids.
UGAUCAAUUUUUUAAGCUUAAAAACCCUAGAAUAUUCUCACAGAAAUUAAAAAUUCAAUAAUUACAGUCCUUCAUGUUAUAAUAUCCCGUACUUCACUUCCCCCUCUAUAUAUAAUCCCAUUCCACAAUUUCCCCCAAGAAAUUCCUACAACAUUCUAAUUCAGCUCUCUCUCUGCUCAACUAUGUUUACUUCCACAUCUUCCAGAACGUCCAGUGAGCUUUUCCAGGGUUUUCUUGGAGACUUUUACUCCAGAAGAUUGCUCCUCCACACCCAACUUUACCAAUCCACCAAUCCGGCUGCUCCUCCGCCAGUUGUCGGAACUCCUCAUGAUCCCUCCCAACCCUAUGCCGGCGACAACAGCUUCGACACCAAUGUCAUCAUGGUCCUUUCAGUCCUUCUCUGCGCCUUGAUUUGCUCCCUUGGAUUCAACUCCAUCAUCAGAUGCGCCCUCCGGUGCUCCACUCUAGUCGCCUCGAGAUCCGGUGCCAACGCUUCGGCGAGAUUAGCCAACACAGGAGUGAAGCAGAAGGCCCUCAAGACCUUCACAAUCGUCAACUUUUCCCCGGAUUUGAAGCUUCCAGGAUUGGACACCGAGUGUGUAAUUUGCCUGUCCGAAUUCGCCUCCGGUGACCGCAUCCGCCUCCUCCCGAAAUGCAACCAUGGAUUCCAUGUACGUUGCAUUGACAAGUGGCUCAGCUCUCACUCUUCCUGCCCCACUUGCCGCCACUGCCUACUCGAAACUUGCCAGAAAAUUGUUGCGAGUUCAUCAGAACCUGAGGCGCAGCCUGUACAGGAAACAAUUGUGAGCAUAGCGCCACUAGAACCUGAAGGUUUGAUACGAAAUUAUAGAGAGAUUAGCUAGAAGUAUUUUGGUUAAUUUAUUAUGUCAAUCACAAAAAUUCGCAAGAAUUUGUAGUUUUAGCUGCAAAUUGUAUAGUUUGAUUUGUAAAUUUGUCUCAAUUUUACAUCCAAACCCUUCUUGUAAUUGUGAAAAUUAAGUUAGAUAAACAGUCCUCUUCUCAACA